AUGUUCUCAAGCAUUCCCACCACUUCAACACCCACACCCACUUCCACCAUUACAACCACUCCUACGCACACUCUCACCCUCACCAUCAUCAUCUUCACCGCCAUCAUCAUCACCUUCGCCUACACUUCCAGCAAGACAUUUCUAUGGACUAAGCAAACAACGGGUGUACAACGCGCACAGCGCAACACAACUCCACACACUACUGAACUAUUACCUAAACGUCACCAGUUAGUCGCAACGCCACCAUCACAUUAA
Molecule: messenger RNA, 255 nt
Organism: Rodentolepis nana
Lineage: Eukaryota; Metazoa; Platyhelminthes; Cestoda; Cyclophyllidea; Hymenolepididae
Source: the annotation of a GenBank genome assembly